AUGUCAUCCUGGGGCAUCUGCCCCGUCUUAGACUACGACAUCAGCUCCAUGAUCGACUUUGUCACUCAGAAUAUCCCCACACUUCUCGCACAGCCGCAACUUACGCCGGAUUAUCAUGCGUUCAUCUCCGCGAUCCUUCGGCCAGCCCGGCUUCCAAAAGCCACAUAA
This is a messenger RNA of Verticillium nonalfalfae, 168 nucleotides long. RefSeq lists its product as uncharacterized. The record is from RefSeq and is a predicted model, not a curated record. NCBI's taxonomy places the organism in Eukaryota, Fungi, Ascomycota, Sordariomycetes, Glomerellales, Plectosphaerellaceae. Bases 1 to 168 code for a protein of 55 amino acids. The transcript is spliced from 2 exons.